Letharia columbiana is the source of this 3207-nucleotide messenger RNA. RefSeq lists its product as uncharacterized. Lineage: Eukaryota; Fungi; Ascomycota; Lecanoromycetes; Lecanorales; Parmeliaceae. The record is from RefSeq and is a predicted model, not a curated record. Bases 1 to 3207 code for a protein of 1068 amino acids. The transcript has 3 exons.
AUGUCCUUCCUCUUUCGUGGCAAUGGUGCGAAGAACCCAGCCACCUAUCUUUUUAUAGGGCUUUUUCCAAAUCUCUCUAGAUACCUAUCUGGAAGACCAAGAUAUACCACGCAGCAGCUUGCCCAAGCCACUUCCUCCACAGUCUCCACUAAAGCCCAAGAUGUGACUGUUUCGGAUAAUGGCGCUCUCAGAGAGCAAGGAUCUCUCAAGAAGGGCGUCACAAAGGCCGCCAUCGAGAAAGCCGCUCCUCGGUUCAUCUCUCCACAUCCUUUGGUAAACUUCGCAGAAGUGCCUGCCAUCUGCAGAGUACAUUCAGGUGAUCUUGUUGUGGGCCACGUGUUUAACCCUCAACAGCCACUGUUCUUGUGUGAGGCUGUGUCACCGUCUCCCAAAUUCUCCGAAGUAGAAGCAGAGUCCUCAUCAACUGGAGGAAGCUUCAGCACGCCGACUCAGGCUCUAUCAACCUUUCAACAGUCCUCCGGAGUCGGAACAGAGCCUUUGUCAGCUGAAGGAAGCUUUGACAGACCCGCCCAAUCAUGGCGCCCCGACUUGUCUGCGGGUUUUGGCUUCGAGUCCGGGAAGUGUCUCAACCGUCACAGCAUACUGAGUUUCCCACUUAGUCACAGCCGCAACAUCUCGACCUCUUCAAACGAGACACUGGUAUGGAAUCCGAAUGACCAAUCCUCUACGCCGUCUCCAGUAACUUCAGAGUUCGGCAACGUGCUGCAAGACACGGCUGAGAAGAUCAUCCACGAGGAGCAAGCUGAUGAAAUCCACCGACUGGAGGAAACUGUCGAAGAACUGAGAGUAGAACUCGCUGACCAAGCAGAGCAAGCAAAGGAGCUCGAAAUUGAUAUGGGCAUUUGCGAGAGAAACCGAGAGCUUAGCUUCAAUACGGCUCUACGACUCUAUCGAAACCCGGGGAUUUCAGUUUUGGUGGAGCGACAUAAUCUGAUCGACCAGAUUGAUCAGCUGAGGUUCGAGGUUAGAAACCGGGAUGCCCAGAUCUGGCUCCGCGACCAGUGCAUCGAGACUUUACGAUUAGAUGUUGCUCUGUAUGCUAAUAAGGAGCAUUGGAUCCGCCUGCAACAAUGCUACUAUGCACUUCAGCAACAGUACGGACAGAUGCCACAAGACUUCAAGAAGCUCGAGCAGAAGUACGAAGAUCUCGAGGAUGAGCACAUCGAUGUCGCGAAUAGACUCAAGAAGCUUGAAGCAGAUCACACUGAGCUGAAGGCUCAACACAAUCAGAUUAGGAAUGAGAGAGAUCGGCUGGAAGAUGAUGCUGAGAAGAGUGCUAGAGCCCAUGAGCAAUUCCUGGCAGGACUGGCAGCUCGAAUGUUUCAGCGAAUAAUAUUCAUGACGGGCGUCCUUAAUAACAUGGACGUGGACUCGAUGGAUAACGAGCAGAGAGCUCUCUGCCAGCUUGCGUACGAACACCUUGGCCCAGAUGCAACAGAAAGCGCCACAAGCUGCGAGAACACGGGAGCCAAUGGAUGUGCAGAGGUUGAAGAGGAGCGUGAGAGCGGUGUGCCAGAAACCCACGUCGGCGACGUUCCCUCAUUGGUGUCCACGUCCGAGUCCAACGAUCGCGAAUCCACCUUGCCCAGCGCAGGAGCCGACGGUAGCUCAACAUCCGCUAAAUUUGACUUGAGAGACAUGUCCGAGUCGCCCAAUACCUUCGACGCGAGGAGACGGCGUGAAGUUGCUGCGGCCGAGGACAAGAUACUGGGACCGUUGGGAUUGGUCUUCGAAAAUGGCAGUCCCACGUUGAAGAGCAAGCCGAUUUCUGAGGGUUCCAAGUCUUCCAAGGUGUCGAGAGUAACGAGCCGAUUCCCAAACUCGCCAAGUACUCCAAGCAAGACAUUGAGAGCCCUCUUGACGUCCGGUGCGGAUGACAUCGACCAAGUCACGCCUGCUCGAACUGGCGGCACAUCUGGUAUCGCGCGAGAUCAAUGGGAAAUUGCUGGUAACGAACUUCAAGGAUUUACCGAAGUCUUCAGAGGCCCACGCGCGCAGCCGAUUGAUCUCGUGUCGCCACGUGUAGGAUGGAAGGAAGCAGAAGAUGACGGUCGAUUCAAGGAAGAUAAUUUCUCUCAAGUGUCCGAAGAAAAUGCAUUCUUAAGCACCAAUGAGAGUUGUAUGCAUGACAAUUGUCUGGUGGAAGAGAUGGAAGUGGGAAGCGACCUCGAUGAUGCCGAAGACGGGGCGGUACUUGAAGGCGACGAUGAUAAGACCGGCGGAUCAAGAGAAGAGAGUGGGGACGAAGAUAGCCGUCGUGAUACCGCUGCAGUCUUGAAUCAGUCUACUGAUUCCGGAGGCCAUGAACGCGGUUUCGGCGGUGGCAAGCUGGAGCAGGAAUCCUUGGACUAUGAGAAUCCUCUCAUCACAUCGCCAGCUGCAGCUCUCAAGCCAGAGACGAGUGUGGGAUUCUCUACUUUCAAGUCAUUCCCAAGAAUACGAUUGAUGGAAGGCUCUUCAGUGUUCCAUGAUCUUGGAGUACGCAACGAAGCCAUACACAAAGAGGCAUAUGCCAUUGCAAGCCUUCCUAAAGAGGCUUUCAACGCCCCUCAGUUUCAGAACUUCAACUUUGGGGGAAGCAGUGGCGGGGUCCGUUUCAUUGGACACGAAACAAAAUCUCUACCCCCGCAAGGACCAACCUCUGAGCCUACAUCAAUUGGCUUAUUCAACUUCUCCAACACACUCAUAGCCCAGGCUCCUAGAACUGCUUGUGACCCUCUACCGUUUCAGCAGGACUUCAAUUUUGGCGGGAGCAAUGGCGGAGUCUCAUUCACUGCAAAUGAACUGAGAUCCUCAAACCUACCAGCGGCAGCCACUGUACUUGGAUUGGCCGGUGCAUCUUCGGUCGUAGGCACGUCCUUGGCCCAGAAAAUUCCCUCGGUGCUUGCCCAAGCCGAGGAGAAGGCGCCAAAGGAAGAGAUCUCGAACAAUGCUACCGUCGAGAACCAUGGCACGGAGGAGGACGCGUUGGCUCCGAGUACGCCCAAACAGAAGAAGGCCAAAGGAAAGAAGGCCAAGGAGGCGGCGCCGAAGAACGAGGAGCCCAAGGUGGAGGGCCCAAAUCGAGCGCAGCGACGGGCCGCAAGUCGAGAGCGGAAAGCAGCAGAGAAGAAGGCCAAGGCCGUAGCGAACGAUGCUACGCGACGAGGCAGGAGCGCCGUGGCAGCGGCAAUGAUGAGAGGUUGA